AUGAGUGAUAAGAUUAAUACUGUUUCUAAAACGGUGGAGAUAGAAGAGGAUCGAGCAGCUGAUUUAGAUCAAGCACUUGCAGUAGCAGGUGUUGGUAUUUACAACAUAAAGUACUGUUUGGUUUUGGCGCUAUUCCUCAUCGCUCCCAUAAUUGAGACUGUGGGAUACUCCUUCGUGCUACCAGCAGCAAUUUGCGAUCUGAACAUGACUACUAGUCAGAGAGGAUUCGUUUCUUCUAUACCUUACAUAGGUAUCGUCUUGACAGCGUUCCCAUGGGGUUAUUUUGUUGACACUAAGGGGCGAAAAUGGGUUCUCAUAUACAGUUCCUUGAUGUCGGGCGUCUUAAGCGUAGUGUCUGGAUUCAUGCCGGACCUAAUAACGUUUGCACUUUUUAAAUUUCUGACCUCACUUUGCAUAGGAUGCCCAGCAGCAGUGCCUUACACAUAUAUCGGCGAAAUUGUUCCCGGAAAAUACAAAGAUCUCAUACUCUCCGUCACUAAUUCCAUGCAGAUACUGGGUUCAGCACUAGUGCCACUAUUCGCAUGGGCAAUACUUCCUCUAGACUUUCGAGUAGACUUUGGGUCGUAUAUAUUCCGACCCUGGCGUCUUCUUACCAUGGUUUAUGGACUUUUGUUUAUACUAGCACCUUGUAUAUUAGCAUUCGGCCCCGAAAGUCCUAAAUAUUUGGUGUCACAAGGAAGAUAUGAUGAAGCUCUACAAGUUUUACGUACUAUUUAUACAGGAAAUACCAAGAAGUCACCAGAUGACUAUCCCAUAAAAAGAUUAGCAGUACCACCGGACCAAAUAAAGAAAACAACUUUUGUGAAAUCUUUAAAAGAACAGAGUUGGCCCUUAUUGAAACCGCCAUAUUUAAAAUGGAUGUGCUUAAAUGGAUUUUUGCUUUUUGGUGUAUGCUCUGUAUUAAAUGGUCUCUAUAUGUGGGUCCCAGACAUAUUAAACCGGGUAUUAACAGGAGGCGGGGAAGGAAAGACUGCAUGUCAAGUUAUCUUAGACAGACUAGAAGAGCUUACACCAGAAGACGCACCAUGCGUUGACACAAUAGAAUCUGUAACUUUUGUCAUAAAUUCCGUAGCCAAUGUCAGUUGUGCAGCAAUAGCCAUUGUAGUCAGUAGUACAGUCAAAAUCAUUGGCAAAAAGUUACUACUUAAUUUGAUUUUCGCAAUAAUUGGCAUAUUCAGCAUACUGAUCAACUUUAUAACUCAAGAUAUGGUAUUUGCUGUGCUGCUAUCUUCGUUGCCUCUUAUGGGUCUAGCCAUCGGACCUAUCAACGCCUACGCAGUGGAUAUAUUCCCAACAAAUCUAAGGGGCAUGGCAGUGAGCUUAAGUAUGAUGGUAGGUCGAAUGGGCUCCAUCUUCGGUACUAACGUGGCAGGUGUUCUUAUUAAUGCGGUGUGUGAAGUAACAUUUUAUUUCUUUGGAGGUUUACUUCUCCUUUGCAGUCUACUCUCAUUGUUACUACCCGGAACCAAAAAAUCUGUUCCCGAAAAAUCUGUUAAAGAAAUUACAACUAGAUUAUAA
Molecule: messenger RNA, 1539 nt
Organism: Arctia plantaginis
Lineage: Eukaryota; Metazoa; Arthropoda; Insecta; Lepidoptera; Erebidae
Source: the annotation of a GenBank genome assembly